This is a messenger RNA of Danaus chrysippus (African queen), 3099 nucleotides long. The record is from the annotation of a GenBank genome assembly. NCBI's taxonomy places the organism in Eukaryota, Metazoa, Arthropoda, Insecta, Lepidoptera, Nymphalidae.
AUGAAAUUGCUCGUGAUAUUAGCCCUCAUUGCUGUCUCCAAUGGAGAUAAGCUGCAAAAGGCAUAUCUUCCCCCCCUUCAUGCCCAAUCUUCUGGAGGGUCCGGGAGCUUCCUUGAGACUCCCAUAUUAGGAAGAAUUGUUGUACCAGAAACAGAUGACGGUCACCAACAAAUACAAUAUGUCCAAAUUGCUGAUCACGGCAACAAUUAUAGAGAAUACCAUUCAAGACCAGAACGCCCUCAAGCUGCGAUUGAAAGGAAUGCGAAGAUCCUUCACCAAAGCUUUGAUAGCGAUGGCGAAAAAUACGCAUACUCCUUUGAAACUGAAAAUGGGAUAUACGCUGAGGAGAAGGGUGUAGCCACUCACGGAGUUUCAGCUCAGGGAGGUUUCUCAUACACUGGGGAUGACGGCAAACAAUAUAGCAUCAGGUAUACCGCCGAUGAAAAUGGAUUCCGUCCCCAAGGAGACCAUAUUCCCACACCACCUCCCAUUCCUAAGGAAAUACUUUUAUCUUUAGAGCAGAACGCACGUGAUGAAGCAGCUGGCAUUUUCGACGAUGGUUCUUACAACGCCAACAAAUACGAAGCUGAAAGUAAGUCUGUUUACGGAGUACAUCACGGGAAUCAAGUUCACGAGCAAGUUCAUGUUGAGCAUGCCCACAAUGAUGAAGACUCUGUAAUAACACAUUCCGCAGCUUCAUCCGGGUCAGAAGUUCAAGCUCCCAGACAUUACAUCCUAAUUGAUAGCCAGAACUUACCAACAAAAGCAUACCUACCUCCUCAAGUUCAAAACGUCCAAAUUCUAGAAGAUCGUAGUUCGAAUGGAAACAUCGCAUUCACCAGGACUCGUCCCAGCUUCAAUGUACUUGUGGAGCUAAUAGGCUUAGUCCUAGCGGAGAAAUUAGAUCGUACAUAUCUUCCACCACCUGGAUCAGAAUUUUCUGGAGGCAGUCCAGGGUCAAUAGAUGUUCCACUAGAGUUUCCUAAAGAAACGUAUGUUUCUGACUAUGGCAGCAAUAAUUUCAGAAAACCAGAAAUAGCGAUUGGCAUCAACCGCAUUGGCCCAAUACCGAUCAAUCAACAAUAUGGCAGUACAUCAGUACCAUAUCAAAAAAAUGAAUAUAGCUUUCCGUCAACUGAGUCGUAUGCAUUGUCAGAAAAUUCAACUAAAAUACCUGAUAAUGCUUCAAAAGAUUUCAUUCAAUCUCCUAAUUUGGGUGAUUUGAAAACCAAUUAUGAAAACUUAUAUAAGACGUCUUCAACCUCAAAGCCUGGCAACCUUUUUAAUAUAAUAGAAGAAACGAAAGAUAUUAAUAAAGUUGAUCUUACAAAUGACAAGAACUACGUUACAGAUAAUAAAAUAAGUGAUGAAAGUAAAAAAAUAUACGGUGGUAAUAUUGAUAGUAUUCCAGAAGUUGAUUCAUACUUUGCAAAACCUUCGUCACCUGCUACAUUUGACUUUAGUUUGUCAAAAUUAUACGAAACUGGUUCCAAUGUUUCAUCCACUCCGACUUACGAUAGUACAUCGAAUUUAUCUGAAAGUGUAUAUAAUACAAAACCAUCGCAACACAAAAUUAAAUCUGAUUUAAAGACAACAUUUAACAUUCCUUACACUUUUUCACCACGUACAGAAAGGAUACAAGCACAGAGAGACAGGGAAGCAGUCAUCUUAAAUUAUGAAAAUGAAAUUACUCCGGAUGGUUACGCUUAUAGCUUUGAUACUUCAAAUGGAAUCCAUGUUGAUGAAAAGGCAACUGCGCUAAAUGGAGUUCGGGCAAAAGGAUCAUAUUCAUACAUCGGGGAUGAUGGCAAACUCUACAAUGUCAGUUAUACAGCUGAUGAAAACGGAUUCAGGCCUGUUGGGGAUCAUUUGCCAUCUCCUCCACCAAUUCCUGAUGCCAUUAUGAAAAUCAUUGAACAGGCUACAAAAGAUAGAGAAGCAGGAAUUUAUGAUGAUGGAUCUUAUAAUGACAGUAAAUACGGCUAUAGAAAUUAUGAACCAAAAAGCAAAAUAGGAUAUUUAAAUAAAUAUAAAACAGGCGGGCCCCAAUUUACCAAAAAGCAAACAGACCAGAAAGAAAUCAAAAACAAGAAUAUUUAUUCAAAUAAAAAAGAAAUGGGAGACAAAUUGAAUACAAAUAAUUCAAUAUUUAAACCUCCGACCACGACUUUAUCGCCUUAUGAAAAAUAUGAAACAAAUAGUAAUAAUGAUGAAUUCAAAAUCACUGAAAUUCAAAAUGGAUAUAUUAAAGAUUCAGAAAAUGAAGGUAAUAUAUUAAGUCAUGAAAGUGACGGAACUGGGUACGAAUAUUCAAAACCUAUCAAAGACUUUUCUUUGGUAACAGACAAAAAAUUUGUCAAUAGAAUUUCAGAGACUCCAAAUCUAAAUACCGACGAAAUUAUUGAUAUGAAGAUAAACGAUAAUAUUUUAGGAAAACCGUUCAUGACACCAUACGUUUAUAAAAACGAUAAUACUUUCCUCGACUAUGACAACGAUGACUCAGUAUUGAAAAUACCAGGACAAUACCAAGAUCAAAAUAAAAAUCUACCGAGUGUUCAGAAUUUAAACACUGAAAUUCCAACUUUUUCAAAUUCAGAAUUGAACUCUACUAAUAAUGUAGGUGAGGGUACUGGGAUAACUAACAUUCUACCCCAAGAUAAUCAAGGAUAUUUCUAUCCUAAAACAGGACCAAAUUUCAACAACGAUGCUUACAAUCCUAUUGUAAUUUCUACCCAGAAAAAUAUAUCUGAAAAUCAAUCAACAGUGCCAAUCGAAUUUCCUUCAAGAUUACAUUUGACAGAUACAAAAGCAGAAACUAUUUCUAGCAAUCCAUCCCCAUAUGGAGACUUGAGUUUAUUCAACGACGAAACAAAUAUUCCAGAUAAUUCUAUAGAUCUGGAAGAAAAUCGAAUGUUUUUACAACAACAAACAACCCAACCUAAUAAUAAAAACAGUUAUGGUGAAUACAUUCCAGGACCUGCAAAUGAAUUAAAUUAUAAAGAAUACACAAUUAACAGAGAAAAUGCCAUCAAAGGCGAGGAUUUCAGUGGUCCGAAACAGGAACAAAAAUAUGACCCUCUUACUGGAUAUUACUAUUGA